AGGGUAGGUACAAUCAGGGUCUACAUGGCCACCAUUUCGGCCAGCCACGCCCCUAUUGAUAGAGCCUCUGUGGGGGCAACAUCCUCUAAUUUUCUCUGGUCCUGGUAGGUCUGUCAGGUGCCGCAUUUGAGCCCUUAGGGUCAGCCUCUGACAGGCUUCUGACUCUAAAGGUAGCUCUUCUGCUGACCCUAACAUCUCUCAAGCGAGUAGGAGAGUGUGAGGGAAAUUACUAAUUUUUACUUUGUAAUAAUUUUGUUCUUGUUCUGUUCAUGUUCAUCAGAGGAUAACGCCUAAGAAGGCCAUGUCAUGUCACUGAGAGCAGUACAGAAUGUUUAUCUGCUUACAGAGACACAAACAUGUUCUUCUGUUCAAGGUUCAUCUGCACAUCUUCUAAGUGUUACGCCACGGCUGGCAGAUGGCACUGCGAUGCAGCUUCAGACUACACACAUGACUCUUGUUUUGAAUACUGCGCCUGAGCAAUGGAAGUAGCAGGAGAACCCCGAGUCGGAAAGUUUCUUUACUUCUGGAACUUCCCGACAAUGGAGGAAUACUACGCCUGGCAGCGCAAGCAGCAGGAGGAGCACCAAGCUGCGGUAAGGAGGCAGCAGGUCGAGUAUGAAGCUGCACUAUGGAGGCAGCAGCAGGAUUUGCGGUGGAAGCAGCGGAUGGAAGAAGCAGAUCGGCUGCUCCGCGGCAUGGAGGAAGCGCUUCGCCCUCGUCUCGUGGAGCGGAACAACGCUCCACCUUGCUGCCGUACGGAAGAUCCAGUCACGCUGCCCAGGCCGGAACUGAAGGCCAGCCCAGAACUUUUUUUGAGGGGGGCAAUGGGGACAGCAGAGCUCCAGCCUGAGGCCUAUGGGGAGGCCUCAGCUGUGGAGCUCCCGCCUGAGGUCAACAUGGCAACCUCAGAGCUACAGCUUGAGGCCUGUGGGGACGUCUCAGCUGUGGAGCUCCUGCCCGCCGAAGAAGCUGUCCCGCUGCCCUGCCCGGCCGAGGAGGCCGUCCCGCUGCCCUGCCCGGCCGAGGAGGCCAUCCCGCUGCCCUGCCCAGCCGAGGAGGCCGUCCUCCUGCCCUGCCCAGCUGAGGAAGCUGUCCUGCCGUCAAGUGCUGCCGGGGGUGGUGCCCAGUGUUCCAACGCCGUUGGGGGUGGUGCCCCGCCAGUCUGCUGCCCGGCGGAGGCCUCCUCAUUUUCCGUGGCAGCGAGAGACAGCUUUCCCAGGGGCCCAGGACCCCCGUUGGAAGGGGGUUGUUGGGGCUCCGGGAGGAGCGCCUUUGGAGGGGGGUUCUGUUAUGCCACGGCUGGCAGAUGGCACUGCGACGCAGCUUCGGACUAUACACGUGACACUUGUUUUGGUUCGUUCGCUUCCUGUUUAGACAUUGGCUUAUGUGCGAGGGUGUAGCUUGAUUUGAGCCAGGUGUCUGUGUUUAGUUUAAUCAUGUAGGCUAUUUAAACCCCUUGUGUGGCUGCGCACUUCGCGCAGUAUUAUUAGUUGUAACGUUCUUAAUGUUUAGCGCGUAUAGCUAUAGCGCCGUGUGUUAGUGCAGUAGCUAAUGCGUGUAGCAUGCUAACGGUCUCAUGUCCCUGUUCUGUUCUCGAGUAAAGUCUAGACUAUAGUCCCAUGUUUGAUCCAGAUAGUCCUGUCCAACAUAGACCGCGUUUCUUGUGUUUGUUUGUUUAUUAAUAAAGACAGCGCUCCUGCGCUUACCUCCUGCCAACUGUCCUGUGUAUUGUUACACUAAGACCCUAAAACAAAGCCUGUUUGUACUGCUCUGCCAAGUGUGUCAUGCUCUGCCUUUCAUAUAUAUAUAUCACAUAUAUAUACUCUCAUUAUUCUAUCCUGCU
Messenger RNA from Ictalurus furcatus (blue catfish), 1843 nucleotides. Its product is annotated as skin secretory protein xP2-like. The transcript is spliced from 2 exons. The record is from RefSeq and is a predicted model, not a curated record. Lineage: Eukaryota; Metazoa; Chordata; Actinopteri; Siluriformes; Ictaluridae. The coding region runs from base 480 to 1400 and encodes 306 amino acids.